Peromyscus maniculatus bairdii (prairie deer mouse) is the source of this 4510-nucleotide messenger RNA. The record is from RefSeq and is a predicted model, not a curated record. Lineage: Eukaryota; Metazoa; Chordata; Mammalia; Rodentia; Cricetidae.
UGCUCCGCAGCUCUUUCUGGUUGCAAGCAGCCAUCUUGCCUGGAGCUUGAGACAGGGAGGAGAGAAGGAACCGGUGACACCGGGCUCAGGGCCGCCCCGGGGGCCUCAAGAACCAGGGGCAGCCCCGGAGGUGGUCCUGGGUCCUGGGCUAUGCUCUAGGACUAGAAAAGGGAAGGCAGAGGGCUUGAUGGGCGGGGAAUGUCAAACAAGACCGGCUGGGUGGGGGAGGGGCGUUGCUAAGGCAACUGGGGAGGGCGGGGUCAUGUCUGAAUUGCUGCUGUGAGUCACCGGAGUGCUGCCCAGGAAAGGCAGGGCUGGAGUGAUGACCAUGCUAGCGACCCAGUGGGAUUUCGCGACAUCACCUGUGUGGAGGGACUUCGUGUCUAUGGCAACUGUCACCUGGUGGAAGGGGCGGAACUAGAUUUCCUCUGUCUGGGACGCCGGCAUUCCAAGCCCUUGUCCUGCAGCCUCCCGCAGGCAGACGCGCCAUAGAAGGAAGCCAGGGAAUGGCCGCGGUGUGGCAGCAAGUCUUAGCAGUGGACGCGAGACUGAUAAUAUAGAUGGCCAAGACUGACCCCCAACAGAGCUGCAGAUUGACAAUAUUGUCUCCAGACUGACCUUUUCAUCAUACCUGUUAUUAAUGCAGAAUUACCCCCGUCACAGUACCAGGAAGAAUCCCCCUUUACCACUGUUGAUCACUCUCACCAUCCCAAUCACUGCCAAACACCUCAUGGCACAACCCUAUGCCUCGAGCUGAUUUAUUCCCUCUGUCCUGUGCCUGCUGCCUGCCCUGCCUCCUGGACCCCACAGGUACAACGCCUACCGCACACCAACGUUCCCACAGUUUCGGACCCAGUAUAUCCGCCGGCGCAGCCAGCUGCUGCGGGAGAAUGCCAAGGCUGGCCACCCCCCAGCCUUGCGUCGGCAGUACCUGAGGCUACGGGGCCAGCUAUUGGGUCAGCGCUACGGGCCACUCUCUGAGCCAGGCAGUGCUCGUGCCUAUAGCAACAGCAUUGUCCGCAGCAGCCGCACCACCCUUGACCGAAUGGAGGACUUUGAAGAUGAUCCUCGAACCCUGGGGGCCCGAGGGCACCGCCGUUCUGUCAGCCGAGGCUCCUACCAGCUCCAGGCACAAAUGAACCGAGCAGUCUAUGAGGACAGGCCUCCUGGCAGUGUGGUACCCACAUCGGUGGCAGAGGCAAGUCGUGCCAUGGCCGGGGACACAUCGCUGAGUGAAAACUAUGCCUUUGCAGGCAUGUACCAUGUUUUUGACCAGCACGUGGAUGAGGCAGUCCCAAGGGUACACUUCGCCAAUGACGACCGGCACCGCCUGGCCUGCUGCUCACUGGACGGCAGCAUCUCCCUGUGCCAGCUGGUGCCUGCCCCACCCACUGUGCUCCAUGUGCUACGUGGCCACACGCGUGGCGUCUCCGACUUCGCCUGGUCCCUCUCCAAUGACAUCCUCGUGUCCACCUCCCUCGAUGCCACCAUGCGCAUCUGGGCCUCCGAGGACGGCCGCUGCAUCCGUGAGAUCCCUGACCCUGAUGGCGCUGAACUGCUGUGCUGUACCUUCCAGCCCGUCAACAACAACCUCACUGUGAGGCUGCUGCUAGGGAGCAGGAGGAUGAGGCGGAAAGCUCAUGUAGUCUAUCAGUGGCAGCCCCACUGUGGUCAGACUCCAGGACAGACUGGUGAUCAGAGGGCAGAGGAAGACAUGGUGGGGAAUGCCAAGCACAAUGUGCAUGUCAUGAACAUCUCCACAGGCAAGAAAGUGAAGGGUGGCUCCAGCAAGCUGACAGGCCGCGUCCUCGCCCUGUCUUUUGACGCCCCUGGCCGCCUUCUCUGGGCAGGUGAUGACCGUGGCAGUAUCUUCUCCUUUCUCUUUGACAUGGCCACAGGGAAGCUGACCAAAGCCAAGCGACUGGUAGUGCAGGAGGGCAGCCCUGUAACCAGCAUCUCCGCCCGCUCCUGGGUCAGCCGAGAAGCACGGGACCCCUCCCUGCUCAUCAACGCCUGCCUCAACAAGCUGCUGCUCUACAGGGUGGUGGACAAUGAAGGGACCCUGCAGCUGAAGAGGAGCUUUCCCAUUGAGCAGAGCUCCCACCCUGUGCGCAGUAUCUUCUGCCCUCUCAUGUCCUUCCGCCAGGGGGCCUGUGUGGUGACAGGCAGUGAGGAUAUGUGUGUUCACUUCUUCGACGUGGAGCGGGCGGCCAAGGCUGCUGUGAACAAGCUGCAGGGCCACAGUGCACCUGUGCUCGACGUCAGCUUCAACUGCGACGAGAGUCUGCUGGCCUCCAGCGACGCCAGUGGCAUGGUCAUCGUCUGGAGACGAGAGCAAAAGUAGGGUUCCGCCAGCCCUGCACUGCCCGCCGCCGCCGUCGCCGCCGCAGUUCCCUCCUCUCCCUCCGGGCUUGUGUUGUAAAUAAAAUUUCCGUGGUUGUGUUGAGGGGCAACUCCCAGGUCUCCCACAAGGGGGCACUAGGGAGCACUGAGCCCUCCGGUGAAAGGGAGAUGGCUUCCUCGGUUGUGCAGUCUUGUGUUCAUCCAUGCAACAAGCACUGAGUAGCUGCUGUGAUGUGUCACGUAGUUGUGAGUCAGUAGACAGGAGUGAGCACCAACUGUGUUGUCAGGAACUGUUCUGAAAAGGAGGGAUCCUGCUGUGGCCUCAACCAAUGCAAACUCCUGCCCUUGUGGCCUUGCAUCCUAGGGGAUGCAAGCACGCGGUAUACAAAGUACAGCCAUUCCUUGGAGUAUAAUUUGCUUUAUAAUUUUUCAACUUUUUGACCGUACAGUGCUACAGAACCACACACAUACACCUGGUCUUGUUUUUCUACUUUCAGUAUGGUGUUCAGUAAAUUACAUGAGCUAGUCAACAUUUUGUUAUAAAAUAGACUUUGCAUUAGGUGAGUUUGCCUACCUGUAGAAUAAUGUCACUGUUCUGAGCCCAUUUGAGGUUGGUGGGGCUAAGCUAGGGUGUUUGGUAGGUUAGGUAUAUUAAUGCAUUUUUGACAUACACUAGUUCAAGUUCAGGCAGAUUGGUUGAGGUCUAACCCUAUUGAGUGGAGAAGCAAGCAUCUGUAUAUAAUAGGCUAGUUCAAGAUGGGCGGUGUGGAGAUGAAGAAAGGAAGAAAGGGGGUGAGGCCGCAGGGACGGGAGCGGGGAGCUUCUUUUGGCGAUGUCAUUUGAAGAUCUGAAUGAAAUGAGGGAGGCCAUCGUGGGGGGCGGGGGUAGAAGAACAUCCUCAACAGAAAGAAAGGCUAGCGCAGAGCCACCGAGACGGGAGUGUGCCAGAGUAUGACCCGGCUGAGUGUGACACAUGACAUUAGAUCUGGAGGGCUUUGUGGGCCAUGCUGAGGAGCUUGCCUUUUCCUGGGUGAGGGAGGUUGGGGUGCAGGAUCUGACAGCAAUAGAGAACUUAGGAGAGGAAUGGUGAGUUCAACCCCAAGGGUUUCAUCAGAUUAGAUUGCAAAAGUUCCCAACCUGACAGCUUCUGGCUAGGUGCACCCCACUCUUAUCUGUGCAUUGACUUAGGGCCCCCAACCAGGGAGCAGAAGUGGUGUGUUGAGGUCUUGGAGUUCUAGAUUGGCAUGCUCCUCCCAUGCCCGUCCAGGGCCCUAAUUUAAGCCCUUGACCAGCUCAGAGACCAAAUACUAAAUUAGUUCAUGAUUGGCUAUUGGCAAGGAAAUAAGUUCCAAAGUCAUUGUCAAUGGUUAGAAUCAUGAAGAAAUUUCAGUGUGAAGCAUCACCAGGGCCUCUUAAAGCUAAUUCUCCCAGAUCCAUGUGCUGCUACAUUUGCAUCAGUUGCAUCCUUGGCUAACGUCUUGGGACUUCAGAGUCACCAACCUGGUAGCACAGUAUUGCUGAGCUAUGGAACUAACAGCAGCUCUUUGAGGGAAGAAGAUAAUUCCCUGUUUAUUUAAUCUGUCAUUUAAUAGUGUGAUCACUUGUAGCCAAAGCAUUUCUGGCUCCAUCAGAUAGAUCUUAGGCAAAUGGUUAUGAGAUAAUGAUACCAGUGAGCUGGACUGGUCAUGUUGUCAAAAUUAUGUGUGUGUGCCAACAUUCCUAACCCAGCUUGGGGGUCAGUGAUUUCCUAUGAAGACAGACAAUACAGCUGAUGGAUACAGUGAAGGGUACCACACACCAAUUAAAUACUAAUCUUCCAAGAGGCCCUCCCAAGGAUAACAGUUCAGACCUGUGUGUUAACUCUCUGCUGCACCAAAUAGAUACGGUUUCAAUCAAGGUCUAGAGGGAGCAAGAUAAUUUGGGGAAAUACCAGUUUUCUCGAACUUCCUUUUCUUCACACUCUCCAUUUUCUUUAGUGAGUCUGGUUUCAGGAUGGUUGAUGAAUAUUGUUUGCAUGAUUCGGGGGGUUUCCUCCUUGUAAAAUUUUUGAGGUGGCAGAAUUGACGUUCUACUUUAAUUUCAUCUUGGUGACACUUUUGACUCACAACCUAAAGGAACCUAAACACUGAGUAAACAAGAAAGAAUAAAAAAUAAUGCUAUUGGUCAA